Messenger RNA from Quercus robur (English oak), 597 nucleotides. RefSeq lists its product as uncharacterized. NCBI's taxonomy places the organism in Eukaryota, Viridiplantae, Streptophyta, Magnoliopsida, Fagales, Fagaceae. The transcript has a single exon. The coding region runs from base 1 to 597 and encodes 198 amino acids. The record is from RefSeq and is a predicted model, not a curated record.
AUGGCCAUGCAAGAAGGAGAGACCCUGAUAACGUACUCAAACAGAUACUGGAAGAUGUUCAAUGAGAUAGAUAGUGAUUUUGAUGAUUUGGCCAUAAGAACUUUCAAGGUCGGCCUACCUGUCGAGCAUAGUUUAAGGAAGUCUUUGAUUGGAAAACCUGCUAACAGUGUGUGUCAACUUAUGGACCGAAUUGAUAAGUAUAAGCGGGUCGAGGAAGAUAAACAACAGGGGAAAGGGAAAGCUAAGGUUAUCCCUCAAGAAAGGAGGGAUUUCAGGUCGGAUCAAUACAACAAUAACCGGCCCCGGCGAGACUUUGCUGGGCAAUCGGGGUCUGCCACUGCUCAAAUGGUUAACACAGUAUUCCGAGAGCUAGUACACCAAGUCUUGGAGAAAAUCAAGAACAAGUCAUUCUUUAAGUGGCCAAAUAAGAUGGGAGGUGACCCCAUGAAGCGCAAUCAAAGCCUUCAUUUCCAGUACCUCCAGGACCAAGAGCACACUAAAGAAGACUGUAGAACUUUGAGGAGUCAUCUGGAGCAACUGGUCAGAGAAUGGAGGCUGAAACAAUUUUCGCAUCAGCCCAAUGGACCAGGAGGUUAG